Molecule: messenger RNA, 5856 nt
Organism: Parnassius mnemosyne (clouded apollo)
Lineage: Eukaryota; Metazoa; Arthropoda; Insecta; Lepidoptera; Papilionidae
Source: the annotation of a GenBank genome assembly
UUGAUAAACACUAGAAGCUUAUUUCUGCGUAGUGACAGCUAUUUCUUUUCAGGUGUACAAGAUGAAACGUAUGCAUCCGAUGAAAAGACGGAACAGUGGUUGAAGUAUUUAAAAACUAUGUCAGAUGUUAAAUGCACCUUGGAAAAGGCAUCAAGAGAGCUUGAUAAACCUGUGACUGAUACGGAACAAGCUGUGAAGUCAUCACAGCUGCAGUGUAAUAUGGACCCGUGCUUAGCGCAGCUUAACGCUGCCACAGCUUCGCUGAUACGAGCUACCGUGGAUCAGGUGAAUCCAAAUUACAACGAGGCGGAUAAAGCUACUAGAAAAAUCGGUGAAUUGAUACCCGACAUUAUUCACAAUUCUAAUGCCUUGAGCGUGUCAAAGGAUGAUGUAACCAGACAAAAUAUGGCGACCGCGCUUAAGGCUCUCUGUGAAGCUACAACAGAAAUCUGCUUGGAAACAGAAUUCGGCCGCAUUAAAAAUGCAUACGAUCCAAUUUCUAAGUUUGCUGAAGCCUCGAGCAAAUUGUGCUACGUGUUUAAUCCGCGAGCCGACAUGAAGAGAGAGAAUUUGAUUGUUGAACUAUCUAAAUCUGCUUGCGACAAGGCGUCUGUUCUCCUCUCUCAAGUGUACCAACUCGCUGAGAGCACGGGAGGGGAGGAAGGUGCGGAGUUGGAUAGAAAUGGAGCAAAAGUUGUUGAUGCGGCACAAUCACUGCUUACUACUGCAGAGAUUACAGCUUCAACUAUUGAGGAUCCUCACUGUCAGGCCACACUUAUGUCGUCGGCAGACGAUGUGACUUCCUUGUUGCGCCAACUAGCCGAUACUUGGUCAACAUUGCUACAAGAUCCCAAAAGAAAAAGUUUAAAGGAUCAACUGAACAGUGAAAGGUCAGAACUUGAAAGUGCAAUCGAGGAGUUGAGAACAGCGUGCAAGGAUGCAUCUGAUGUAACGCUAAAGCCAACAAAGCCAGUAAAGCCACCACCUCCAAAAAGAACAUCUUUAAUAUAUGUGGAUCAAAAGAAUCUUCAAGAGGAGAAACUAAAAUUAGCCAAAUCUGUGGAUGAAGCAAUCAAAAGUAUUGCGCAUACAGAAAACCAAAUCAGAGAGAUGUACAAUAAAAAAAGCGUUGAUACAUCCGUGGAAGCUGCUCAAACAGCAUCUCAACAACUUGAACGUAAACUUGUUCUGGCUAGUGUAGCGGCGUCGCAUCUCGUUUUUUGUAAUGAUCCUGAGAAAAUGAAUUAUAAAGUGGCUGACGAGUCCGUGAAGAGUUUGUCGGAACUAUUUCAAACAAUUGUCAAAGAUGCACGGGAACUCAGCAAUUCACAUAAUCUUCGAGCGAAAUCAAUUUUAGAUGAUACGCUCGGAUUAUGCGAGGCUACGAGAGCUUUGUGUGGCGCUGCUAAGGAUGAUAGACAGAAGCUGAAUGAAAUUGCAGUCGAUUUUGCAAACAAAUCUGCCAAGCUGCUCUAUACAAUUGGCACUGGCGUAGAUCCGGAACAAGAAAAAGAGGUGAUUGCCCGUGCGAGAGUGAUCGGAGACUGUGCGUCACGGCUCACGAGCUGCGGCGCGGCGGGAGCUCAGCUCGCGGAGGACGCGCGCGCGCAGGCGCUGUGCGUCGCUGCGAGCAACUGUGCCAAUGCCGCCAGCAACCUGCUCUACAUCACUAAGCUUGUAGCACCUUCGAUCCAGUACCCGGAGAGCCAAAACAUCCUUUUAACGGCCGCCGACCAACUAUCAGGACAAGUGAAACAAUUUUUAUCUAGUUCAACUCCCUUAUCUUCCCAACAAGAAGAGUUCAAUUUUGUUAAAGAUCUUGAAAUGGAAGGGGAGAAUCUGGAAAGACUACUAAGCGAUCUAAAACAAGACGUUAAAAACGAAAACAUGGUAAAAAGAAGGAAAGAAGAGAUUUUAAUGAUUGAAGACUCUCCAAUGCGACAAUUAGCUUCGGAGAUUUUAGAAACUUAUAAGACUUAUGUGGAAUCUUCUGAUCUGCCCAUGGAAGAAAGAAGAAAUCAUGCCCACGAUGCUGAUAAGUUGUCUGCCGCAAUAAAGGAACUGGAUGUUGCUAAUGCACAUUGCCGAAAUUCUCCUCAGGAUGCAAGCACACUUCGUAGAUUGGAAAACGCAACUCAAAACUUGCAGCAAACACUCCUGCAGUGUCACCGUGGACACGGGAAGGAGCAAAGUAACAUCGUCGAUUUAAUGGAUUAUGUUCAAGACGUUCUUUCAAAUAUUGAAAUGUUAUCAAAAACAGCGAAUGAAACUAAUGGCGAACACUGCAAAAAACAGUUGCAGGACAUCAAGGACGAAUGUGACAAGAUGCGGAAGCAUGCAACAAAACUGACCAACCCUACUGAACCUCGCGGGGAAGGAAAUCUAACGGAUGACUUGCUGCUGAUUGAUGAUUUCGCUCAGGAUUGUGGUAAAGCUGUUUCACGUGUUUAUUCGUAUGCAAAGACUGUGCCUGAUGUACAAUCACGAAGGCAAUUGGAAAUUAAAACUCACAGGUUGACGGACAGUGUAAAUAUAUUAAGAUUUGCAGUAAAAAGCGCUUUAGCAACAGCAGACAGCGCUUCGUUGGAUGAAUGUUUGCAUGAUCUAACUGAACUAGAAAGCAGAAUAGAUAAUAUGUUGCAGCCAACUAAAAUUUUACAUACACCUCAGUUCACCAAGGAGGGUAGUUCGGCUUUUGCGGCUUUAUGCUGCGCGGCUGCAUCUCCUCACAGCUCAGCGACGACACUGACGCCAGCUCUCACCACAUACGUCACGGAGAUGCGGAUGCGGACGAACCUAAACGAUCCACAGGAGAAACACAAGUUAGAAGCCCAUCUGAAGAAACUACUGUGCUUGCUAAAAACGCUGAUGAUGACCACGAGCAGACAUACGGCUACCUGGCAGGAGCAAGACGACGGUGAAGUGAUGACCAUCACUGAUCAAGUAAUCCAGGAGUUGGAAAAUUACGAAGAUGUUGGAAGUGAUAGGGAAAAGCAAGGAUAUAAUAUUAUAGAUAAGGUUGAUGUAAGACGACUUCUUCUGCCUCCUACAAACAAACAUUUAAAAGGCGAUAAAAAUGAACUCAGCAAGAAGUUACACCAGACUUCUGCUAAAUUAAACUCUCUGAUGGGUACCAUAACGUCCAGUAUUCAAACACCUAACACGCUGUCCAAGAGUCUCCACGCCACUGCAGGCGCUGCAAUAGAACUGGCCACCUUAGCUCGUGGUCUCCGAAACCCUGAGAAUCGUUUACAGAGCAACCAAAUAGAAGAGUCAGCGAGAGAUAUGUGUUUUGCUACUUUCAACCUCUUAAAAGCAGCGGAGAAAGUUAGUUGUGAGCCGGAUCGUCCAAAUUCAAGAUGGCGACUUUUUGACGCUUGCCGAUCUCUGAAUGACUCCAUAAAUAAAUUAAUUAGAGCCACAGAUUAUAGGCGAGAAGGUGACGAGCUGAUACGUAGUUUGCAGCUUCAGCAGAGUUUCCUGCAAAAUCUGCAGCCGACAUGUGCCUUGAACUACGAGGAAUGCGUUGAAGCUUUGCAGAAUCAAAGUGACGUCAUAUAUAAACUAAAGAGUGACCAGGAAAUGUCCCAUGAAGAAGGCAUUGCUAACCUCCAAUACAUAUCUUCUACUGUAUGCAACACUUCGGAGUACGCGGCGCAGUGCGCCUAUCUGAUUUCGAUAUGCGAUAAAUAUAAGAUUAUGGCCAAAGACGGACUGCUAGACGUGACAGGACUCCAAAAACUGAUAAGGUCCAUACAAGAAAGUUGCGUGAGAAUUAUCUGCUUGGGAAACAUCAGCCAGGCUAAGGAUUUUGAAUCAGAACUUAACGAAAAAGGACGUCAACUACAAGAUUCAAUUAAUGAAUCAAAAGGAAAAAUUGAAGAUGUGACUGUUGAAAAGGAAAUGCUUGAAAUAAAUACUAGAAUAAAUACUGAUCUAGAGGAAUUUAAUAAAUCAGUACACGAACCUAACACUGAUAUGAUAACCAUAAAUACAAUUAUGCUCAAAAUUUUGGACAGUUUAGCCGCGCUUAGUGUUAUCAUUAAUCACCCAAGUAUCGUACCAAAUGUAAAAGAACUUACAAUGGACAGUCGCAGUGCAUGCCAUGAUGUAAACAACAAUUCCAGGGAACUGCUGAAUAAAACUAUUUCAUUGGUGAAAGAAACGAAUCAUUCCGCCGCUGGGAUAAAGUCUUGGGCUACUUUCGACGCCAGCAGAACGUCUGUUCUUCAAGCGUUCGAUGCACUGAUGAACAGUAUUAGGGAAAACGGUCGGCGCGCCGGCCUACUCCAAUCGUCCCAAACUGAAGAAGAGGAAUCAGAAGAACAAAAGAAGAGUUAUAUUGCAAUGCAAGUGGAUUUGGCAAAGAAUUGGCUGCAAAGUCCAACAACUAAUGAAAAAGCGAAAUCGACUGGAAUUGAAGGAGUUAAUAAUGUGAUUAAGAUCGCUAAUGAGAUGACCGAAGACCUAAAAGGCUUAGAGAAAGAUGAAAUGCGACAGGUGAUUGAUGAAGUGGAAAAGCUAGCAAAUGAAUGUUCGCUCAAAUACAAUAAAGAAAAAGCCAGUCUUUUAUUGGAGAGACUAAUGGAGCUAAGGAAAAUGUUGGAACGAGUCGUUGUGACAAGAGUUGUCGAAGAUUUCCUUGAAGAUGGUACUCCUCUGGGUGAUCUUGAUUUGCUGGUAGAUGUUGAGAAAGACGAGGCGAAACGCAAAUAUCUUCUAGAACAGAAGAUAGCCGAUCUAUUAGCGCAGAUGAAACGGAUCACGCGAACUGCGCGUCUCGUCGCCGGCACGGGAUCCGCUCACGUUCAGAGCGAACUCACGCAACACACGCAGCAGGUUGAACUUUUAGCGCCAUCUUUAGUUAAAGCCACACAAGAGAGAAUUAACUCACCGCAACAUCAAGAAAUUAUCGACAACUACAAAGCCGUAAUGGCUCAGUAUGCUGAAUCCAUGUCCAAGGUCCGCAUACUUUGCGAUCGCUCUCUUGAUCCCGUAGAUUUUGUGCAAGCUGCAGGUGAAACAAUGCAGCGGAUGCGUGAGGAAUACUCUGAACAAGACGAUCCACUGAAAUCUGCUCACGCAUCGAAUAUUAUUACAAGACUGGGGCAGCGCGUGGUAGAUGUGGGGCUGGGGUCGCGGCGCGCGCAGCAAGAGCCCGAGCUGCGGCGCGCGCUGCAGCGGGCGCAGCUUCGCUUGCAGCACGCCGCGCCGCCCACCGCCACCCUCGCCGCCCCGCUCGCCCGCACGCCACAGUGGACGGAUCUCACCGCCGAGAUCUUAAGGACAACUGGUGAAGUGGAGUCCGCUCUAUCUGGUGAAAAUAUCUUCCAAAAGCAACUAGAUCCGAAUCAACCGAUAUUCGCUGCAGCUUUGGAUCUACACGCUGCGGUACGAGAGUGGUCAGCCAGAGACAAUGAGAUAGUAGCGGUCGCUAAACGAAUGGCUGUCCUAAUGGCGCGCCUCUCCGAUUAUAUGAAUCACGAUAAAAAACGAGAGGUGAUCGCCUCGUCGAAAGCCAUAGUGAAAGCCUCAAGUGAAGUGGCGGCGCUGGCUAGGAAACUAGCGCUAGAGUGUACGGACGUUCGCAUAAGAAAUAAUCUUCUGCAGAUUUGCGACAGGAUACCAACCAUCAGCGGCCAGUUGAAAAUGUUGACAACGAUAAAAGGAUCGUUUUUGGGACGGCUAGGUAACCAAGAAGACAAAGAAGCCCUAAACAUGCUGGUUGAUAACGCCCAGAAUUUGAUGCAAAGCGUUCAGGAGGUGGUGAGUGCCGCGGCGAGUGCCUCUGUCAAGAUAAUGUCACAGCGUGCGCGCCCACGCAUCAGAUGGGUCAGGAAAAACUACUACGCAUAG